ACAAUUAAUUAUGAUUAAUUACAAUUAUUUAUAUCGGCUGACAAUGAUAACUGUAGAAGAAUUAAAUUGCCAUCAACUGAUCUGGUCGUCCAGCGACCAUUCAGUGCAAGUUCAUAUCAACUAUUUAAGGAAGUAGAGUGUCAGGUACCAACUGAACUAUGGUCUCAACAUGACUCAGACAUAGGUAUAAUAAAAUCAGCACACCCAGUGAGAGUACAACUUAAACCAGAUGCACGUCUGCCCAGAAAAGUGCAAUACCCUUUGCGUCCAGAUACUGAAGCAGGUAUAAAAAACACUAUUGAAGGUUUAGUAAAGGCAGGAGUAUUAAUAGAAACAACUAGUUAUUGUAACACUACAAUUAUGCCUGUAAUCAAAGCAGACAAAAACAGAUGGCGUCUUUUUCAUGACCUACGAGCAAUCAAUGAUACAGUAGAGGAUUUGCCAGCUGAAGUACCAAAUCCGCACACGCUACUGACGAAUGUCCCUCCUGAUGCAAAAUACUUUACGCUGUGAUUGGACGCCUGUGAUUGUCAAUCAGGUUUUGCGGUCAAGAUGGAUGCUCAAAGAGAGGCUGAGUUGCAGAAUGCUGCUAGGCAUGUUGUGUCCCUUUUGCGAAGUGCUUUAGCUACGGAAUCAUGUUCACCAUCCCGGAUGGAUGAAGGGCAGGUUCAGAGAGAGCAGGUCUCAGCAGGCAGCAGACAGCAUGCAACACCAUUACAGGGUCAGGCUACCCCUGGCAACAGGGUGCAGUCUGCAGUGAGACCGCAGCAGACCCUUAGUGUUGCUGCACCAAGAAAUUCAGUGGACCAGAGUAUGGCAAGAGCAUUCCCUGGUCUGUUCAAGGCACGAAAAGGCUUCCCUACUCCUAAAAAAGGCCUGCCAGGUCAACGCCAAUCCAGUUUUUCCUGCUUAAUAAAAGUGUUGAAAGGACUCCAAAAGCCUCUGAUGAGUUGAUCCUACUACAGGCUGGAUUAGGACGGAGGACUGUUGCCAUCCCAGAGGAUGCUGACCACUCUGUGAUAUCUAAACUAUUGGUGGAGACAUAUUCAAAAAUGGAAUCGUUGGAAGGAGUCUGGAUGCUCUAUAAAGCUGUUGGUGGAUCAGGUCAGCGAAAGUUGAAUAUUGUUGCACCAGAAGCGGAAGGAUACACAGGAUCCUACCUCAUUAAAACAGUAGGAGCGAAGGGCUGUCUAUAUAUUAUGCCAAUACAGAACACUGUGGACAUCUCCCCUUUACCCUUCUCAUCAAAAGAAUUUGAAAAAAUGCCAAAAGCUCGAUGUGCCAAAUGUCACACAGACAUGCCUGUUCAACUGCUGGCUAUGCAUGUCCAGAAGUGUGAGACAGAUGUAUGGAUUAACUGCAGUGAUUAUGAAUCGGACCCUGGAGAUUCCUUGUCAUCUCAUUCAGAAGUGCCACCCAUUUCCACAAAAUUGGAUUAUGUCCGUGUCAAUGACCCUAGAGAACCUACAGAUACUGAAGCUCCAUCAACUUCCACAAAAAUGGAUAAUUUCAGUGGCAAUUUGGGGGUGAGUUGGAUUUCAUGGAUUCAUCUUUGGCAGUGAUGGAUGUCAAGGUAUCUUGUCCUAUGUGUUCGGCCAUGUAUCCAGAAGACUACAUUGAAGUACAUGCAAGUACCUGUGGGGAAAGAUAUGAAGGUACACCAAACACGGAUUUGAAUAUUGCAGAGCAAAAGCAAGACAAGCAAAAACAGGUGCAUUUAAGUAUCUAUUUUAAUUUUUUUGCCUUGGCUGAAAACUACAUAAUGCAUCUGGAAGACAUGUUCAACCGAGGCUUGACUCAACGGAAACGGCAGAAGAAGUCCUCUCCAAAGAAUCCCCUCAGAGUCACUUUCAUUGGAGAGCCUGGAAUAGACAGUGGUGCUCUUAUGAAAGAAUUCCUGACAGAAAUGAUGGUUGGGAUUGAGGCAAAAUUCUUUGAGGGAGGGAAUUUUGGGAAAAAUCUGAAGUAUUCCAUCACAGAUUUUCAGAAUGACAGUUUCAGGACAAUUGGUGAAAUAAUGGCUGUGAGCAUUACACAGGAUGGCCCUCCACCUAACUUUUUUCUGGAGUGGAUAUACAAUUUUCUCUCUUCUGGGGAAAUUAAUAAAGAUCAGCUGUCCAAGGCUGAUGUUACAGAUCCAGACCUUCUAGACCUCAUUGAUAAGAUAGAGACAGCAGACACUACAGCGUUGCUUGACAUCUCUGAAAGAGUGGUAGCAUGUGGAUACACUGGACCGCUAACAUCUGACAGAAAGGAGGACAUUGUCACUGCUGUCGUCCUGCAUUCCUCUGUCCGAAUCCUUCCAAUGCUGCAGCAGAUGUGCAAAGGAUUGGAACUCUAUGGCCUUCAUGAAAUGAUGAAAAAAAAUCAUCUUUUACUUCAGCCGUUAUUUGUUCCUGGACAUUUUGAAAAAAAGGAAGCACUAGUACAGAGCUCAGAGGUGAGGAUGACAACGAACAGGGGGAUAAAAUGGAGGACUGCACCAACGGAGAAGAACAAGACACGAUCACUGUCAGCAGCUUCAUGCAGUGGCUGACUGGUCAAGGACACAUUCCCAUUAGAUCCACACAUAGAGAAAAAUUCAAAAUACAUGUGGAAUUUGACCACGACUGUCAGUUGCGAUACGGUCAACACAGUUUGUGCUACCCCCUCGUAAACGCAUGCUCCUGUACCAUGACCUUGCCCACACAGCACUUAGGAACUUACAAAGAGUUUCUUUGCAUUAUGCGACAGGCUGUGAUCAAAAGCAAAGAAUUUGGGCGUUCAUGAGAUGAAUUCUUAUUGUAGUGUUUAGUUCAUAUGCUGUGUACUCUGUUAUACUGUUAUCAGUUUGUAAAAAAAAACAGGGAUGUAACCGUUUUCAGAUGUUCAACUGUAGUUUUUCUUUAUAAUAGUUUUGCUCAUUAUGGGCAUGUAUUGAUUGCUGGCAGAUUGUUACAAAA
Molecule: messenger RNA, 2942 nt
Organism: Onychostoma macrolepis
Lineage: Eukaryota; Metazoa; Chordata; Actinopteri; Cypriniformes; Cyprinidae
Exons: 18
Coding region: 1541-2536 (331 amino acids)
Molecular function (GO): ubiquitin-protein transferase activity
Source: RefSeq, a predicted model, not a curated record